Molecule: messenger RNA, 961 nt
Organism: Lontra canadensis (Northern American river otter)
Lineage: Eukaryota; Metazoa; Chordata; Mammalia; Carnivora; Mustelidae
Gene: ECI1
Product: enoyl-CoA delta isomerase 1
Exons: 7
Coding region: 16-924 (302 amino acids)
Biological process (GO): fatty acid beta-oxidation
Cellular component (GO): mitochondrion
Molecular function (GO): enoyl-CoA hydratase activity
Source: RefSeq, a predicted model, not a curated record
ACCCGGCAGGUCAAGAUGGCGCUGGCGGUGGGAAUGCGCGUCCUGACGCGUUCCCUGCUGCGACCCUGGGUGCGUGUCCCCGGGACGGCCCCCGGGCGGACGGGGCCGGCGGCCGGCGGCGGGGACGGCGUGCGGUGCUUCGGGAGCCCGCGGGUGCUGGUGGAGCCUGACCCGGCGGCAGGGUUCGCUGUGAUGAAGAUGAGGAACCCGCCCGUGAACAGCCUCAGCCUGGAGUUCCUGACCGAGCUGCUCAUCGGCCUGGAGAAGCUGGAGAGCGACAAGGCCUUCCACGCCAUCAUCCUCACGUCGGACUGCCCCGGCAUCUUCUCCGCCGGCCUGGACCUGACGGAGAUGUGCGGGAGGGACCCCACGCACUACGCUGAGUACUGGAAGGCGGUGCAGGAGCUGUGGCUGCGGUUCUACCUGUCCCAUCUGGUGGUGAUCUCGGCUAUCAACGGAGUCAGCCCCGCUGGGGGCUGCCUGUUGGCCCUCUCCUCUGACUACCGGGUCCUGGCUGACAACCCCAAGUACGCCAUCGGGCUGAACGAGACUCUGCUGGGCAUCAUCGCCCCCUUCUGGUUUAAAGACACGCUGGUGAACACUGUCGGGCACCGCACCGCGGAGCGUGCCCUGCAGCUGGGCCUGCUCUUCCCGCCCACGGAGGCACUCCAGGUGGGCAUGGUGGACCAGGUUGUGCCCGAAGACCAGGUGCAGAGCGUGGCGCGGUCGGUGCUGUCCCAGUGGCUGGCCGUCCCCGGCCACGCCCGGCAGCUGACCAAGAGCCUGAUGCGCAAGCCCACAGCCGACCGCCUGCUCAAGGAGCGCGACGCGGACAUCGAGAACUUCGUCCGCUUCAUCUCCAGAGACGCCAUCCAGAAGGCCCUGCGCAUCUACUUAGAGAAGCUCAAACAGAAGAAAAGCUAAGGGCGGGGCUGCCUGCCCGGGGCUUGUGGCCGGAUGC